Molecule: messenger RNA, 5298 nt
Organism: Nyctereutes procyonoides (raccoon dog)
Lineage: Eukaryota; Metazoa; Chordata; Mammalia; Carnivora; Canidae
Gene: IL12RB2
Product: interleukin 12 receptor subunit beta 2
Exons: 16
Coding region: 670-3249 (859 amino acids)
Biological process (GO): cytokine-mediated signaling pathway
Cellular component (GO): signaling receptor complex; external side of plasma membrane
Molecular function (GO): cytokine receptor activity; cytokine binding
Source: RefSeq, a predicted model, not a curated record
CAUCCCAGCCAUGUGGUUGUUUAUAGGGAGUUUUUUAUAGCUCAUAUUCCUUCCUCCUUCCUCCCUUUUUUUCCCUUUCUUUUAAUGAACACUUAUUAAGUACUCUUUCCUAGUGCUGGCAUACAGCAGUGAGCAAGAUAGCCAGUGUUCCUACUUUCAUGGUGGCUUAAAUUCUAGCCCAAAGAUAGAGGACAAACAAGUAGUCAAGUAAAUAAACACAGUAAUUACAUCUGUUCCAUGAGGGCAAUACAUAAGGUGAUGAGUAGAAAGUAGCUGGGCAAGACCACUUUGGCUAGGUGGUCAGGGAGGGGCUCUCUGAGGAAGUGACACAUGAUCUGAGGUCUGAUGUGUGUAAGUCAGCCAGCUGCUAAGAAACAGAGGAAGAGGAUUCUAGCAGAGGAAAUGGAAAGUGCAGAGUCUCAGAGCAGCAAAAGAUAUGUCUUAUUCAAGGAACAGUCUGAAAGCCAGUGCAAAUGGAGCAGAGUAAGCAAGGCAGAAAAAGUAGAGCAAAUGAUGGUGGCAAGACAGGAGAAGUGAGGCCAUGCAGUGCCUGAGAGAUCAUGUGCGGUAAGGAUUUUGGAUCUAACAACAAUGGACAUAUUGAAGAACUUUAAAUAGUGAUGGUAUGAAACAGGAAAAUACAGAGGUAUAUUCCAGAGUUGACUGUUCAUGGCACAUACAGUUGGAGGAUGCUCAUUGGCACUUAUUUUUAUCAUUGUGUUACUGUUGGUUAAAGCAAAUAUAGAUGCAUGCAAGAGAGGAGAUGUGACUGUGGAGCCUUCUCAUGUAAUUUCACUUGGAUCAGCUGUCAAUAUUUCAUGCUCUUUGAAGCCCGAACAAGGCUGCUCACAAUAUCCCAGUUUUAACAUGUUAAUCCUCUACAAAUUUAACAGAAGAAUCAAUUUUCUGCAUGGUCACUUCCUCAGUUCUCAAGUCACAGGUCUUCCUCUGGGCACAACAGUGUUUCUCUGCAAAUUGGCCUGUAGCAAAAACAAGGAAUUACGAAUAUGUGGGGCAGAGAUCUCAGUUGGUGUUGUUCCAGAACAACCUCAAAACUUAUCUUGUAUACAGAAGGGAGCACAUGGGACUGUGACCUGCAUCUGGGACAGAGGACGAGACACCCAUCUAUAUACUGCAUAUACUUUACAGUUAAAUGGACCAAAAAAUUUAACUUGGUGGAAGCAAUGUAAUGAUCAUUAUUGUGACCAUUUGGACCUUGGAGUCAACCUAACACCUGAAUUGCCUGAAUCCAGCUACACAGCCCAGGUUACUGCUAUCAAUAGCCUUGGAAGUGCUUCUUCACUCCCAUCCACAUUUACCUUCUUGGAUAUAGUGAGGCCUCUCCCUCCAUGGGACAUCAGAAUCAAAUGUGUAAAUGCUUCUGUGAACAAAUGUAUCCUUCAGUGGAGAGAUGAGGGGCUGGUGCUGCUUAAUCGACUCAGAUAUCGCCCCAACAGCAGCAAGUCCUGGAAAAUGGUCCAUGCUACAAAUGCCAAAGGAAGAUAUGAUUUACUGGAUCUGAAACCAUUUACAGAGUAUGAAUUUCAGAUUUCCUCUAAGCUACACCUACAUAAAGGUAUUUGGAGUGAUUGGAGUGAAUCGUUGAGAACACAAACACCAGAAGAAGAACCUACAGGUACAUUAGAUGUCUGGUACAUGAAAAAGCACAUUGAUUACAGUAGACAACAGAUUUCUCUUUUCUGGAAGAAUAUGAGUAUGUCCGAGGCAAGAGGAAAAAUCCUCCACUAUCGAGUGACCUUGCAGGAGGUGGCAAUGGUGAAAGUCACACUACAGAACAUCACAGAACACACCUCCUGGACCUGGGUCAUUCCCAGAACUGGGAAUUGGGUUGUGACUGUGUCUGCAGCUAACUCAAAAGGCAGUACCCUGCCUACUUAUCUUAACAUAACGGACCUGUGUGGGGCAGGGUUGCUGGCUCCUCGCCAGGUCUCUGCAAACUCGAAGGGUGUGGACGACAUUAUGGUGACGUGGGAGCAUCCCGGGAAAGCUGCUCCUGCUGUCCAGGAGUAUGUGGUGGAAUGGAGGGAGCUCCAUCCCAGGGGUGACAUGCCCCCUCUAAACUGGCUGCGGAGUACCCCCUACAACAUGUCUGCUCUGAUUUCAGAGAACAUAAAACCCUACAGUUGUUAUGAAAUCAAUGUGUAUGCACUGUCAGGGGACCAGAGAGGAUGUAGCUCCACCUGGGGUAACUCUAAGCACAAAGCACCACGGAGGGGCCCCUACAUUAAUGCCAUCUCAGAGGAAAAGGGGAGCGUGUUAAUUUCAUGGAACGAAAUUCCAGCCCAAGAACAAAUGGGCUGCAUCCUCCAUUACAGGAUAUAUUGGAAGGAACAGGACUCCAAUUCCCAGCCUCAACUUUGUGAAAUUCCCUAUAGAGUAUCACCAAAUUCACAUUCAAUAGACAACCUGCAGCCCAGAGUGACAUAUGUCCUGUGGAUGACAGCUCUGACAGCUGCUGGUGAAAGCCCCCCAGGAAACAAGAGGGAAUUUUGUCUGCCAGGUAAAGCCAAUUGGAGUGUGUUUCUGGCACCAAGCAUUUGCGUUGCUGUCGUCAUAGUGGGCAUUUUCUCAAUGCGUUUCUUCCGGCAAAAGGUAUUUGUUCUUCUUUCGGCCCUCAGACCUCAGUGGUGUAGUAAAGAAAUUCCAGACCCAGCGAACAGCACUUGGGCCAAGAAAUACCCCAUCAUGGAGAAGACACAGCUACCCUCGGACAGGCUCCUGACAGACUGGUCCAAUCCUGAAGAACCUGAACUCCUGGUCAUCAAUGAAGUCCUUCAAGUGACCCCAGUCUUCAGACAUCCCCAUCACCCCAACUGGCCAGACAAGGGACGAGGAGUCCAAGGUCACUAUACCUCUGAGGAAGACGCAGCAUAUAGUGCCCCAAGCCUACCACCUCCAAAAGCUCUCAUAGCAGAGACAGGACAACUAGUGGAUCUGUACAAGAUGCUGGGGAGCAGGGGUCCUGACUCAAAGCCAGAACACCUAACCAGCCCCUUGACAGUCCUCUCAGUGGACUACCUUCCCACUCAUGAGGGAUACUUACCCUCUAACAUAGAGUAUCUCCCUUCACAUGAGGAUCCUAUAACUGACUCUCUGGAAGAACUGGAGCCUCAGCACAUCUGUCUUUCUGUUUUCCCUUCAAGUUCCCUUCACCCACUCACCUUCUCCUGUGACAAGAAGCUGACUCUGGAUCGGUUAAAGAUGGGGUGCAGCUCCCUCAUGCUCUGAGUGGUGAAGCCCGCAGUGUGUCCCACCUCCCCAGUCAUCACCUCUGGAUGCUGCCAUCAGGCAUGUUUGCAACUAGAGGGCAGAUAGGCAGCUCGGGGUGAAUCUUGGGGACUGAGAAUUGACUGUAGCCCAGAUACCUCAACUUGCCUUCUCCAGAGCCUUAGGAUCAUAGUUAACCUUUGAACAAUGUGAGGGUUAGGGGCACAGGCUUAAAUCAGCAUAUCUUUUUGACUCCUCAAAAAUUAACUACUGUUGGCCUUUUGACCACUCUUACUGAUGACAUAUUUUGUAUAUGUAUUAUAUACUGUAUUCAUACAACAAAGCUAGAGAAAAUGUUAAAAUCAUAAGGAAAGUAUAGUACUCUAUUAUAUUCACUGAAGAAAAUCCACCUAAAUAGACCCGCACAGUUCAAAUCUAUGUUGUUCAAGGGUCACCUGUACACCAUGUGCGUCUACAAUCUGAGUUCCUACAACUUUCUUGGCUAUGUUGGCCAGUAAGGGGAAAGGAUAAAGUAGAAACCAAGGUUCUUACUAGCAAUCACUAACAGUCCAGGGGACAGUUUCAUGUACAACUAUUCAUAAAGUAGCUCUAUAACAGGUCAUAUAACUCGGUCAGUAGCACCCAACAGGACUAAGAUAGAAAUGUUUUCUAUAGUUCUUCACUGUUCAAUGCAGUAGAUAUGAACCACAUUGGCUACUGACCUCUUUGUAAUGUGUGUAGUAGUAUGACUGAGGAAUUGGAUUUUGAUUGUAAUUAGUCACACUUGGCUAGUGGCUACUGUAUUGGAGAACACAGAUCUAAAUGACUAUAAAGAAUAUGAAUUUUCAAAACAUCAACCCAAUUUUACAGAUGGACAUAAAAAACACUGGUGAACACCAAUAUAAAAGGCCUCCCACAAUAGCCAGGACUUCUUCAAAUGCCUACACAAAUGUACCUUUUUCCUAUUUUAUUUUGUCUUCACCCUAUUUCAGUGAAUCAAGAGUAGCUUGAUGGUGGAGAGUUAACCAUAAAGCCGCUGUAAAGAACCUGGGCCAACAGCUUCCCUUCUCUGAAAUCCCGUGUCUUGGAAAGUAGUGGCCCAAAGGCUGACACCUUGUUUCCUCUUCCUUCUGCUGCAGCAGCUGUUGCCUUCAGAAUCAGGGCUGUCUCAGGGUCUAAGACCCAAACCACCAAGGUUACUUAAACUCAUGUCAUCCCCUUCUCUCCAAGGCAUCCUGUUUUCCUUCCUCAGGAAGACUGAGCUGGUCCUCAGACAGCUGAAGUUGAGCCUAGAAGAUACUUCUUUUUCCCAGCAUGAACUUGGAACAUGAUACAUGUUUUACUCAUUUAAAGCUGUGGCCCCUUCCCCUAUCCCAUCACUGCCUCUAUCCCUUCACUACAGGCCCUUCUGCAAAGAUGGUAGGGAAGUCUUUUAAAAUGCUAAUAGUACCCUUCCCAAAAUAACAAGAUGAAAGUCCAAGAACCUUUUUCUUCAAUCCCUGUUAAGCCCCGGACCUUGACCCCAACCCAAACACUGGCACCAAGACAGCAGUGGUUUACCAGAUGUCCCUCAGAGCGCUAGAAAUUGAACUCCUGAAUAUUUGCUUAUUCAUGUUUAUCUAGGCUUCCUGCCAUUCCAGAUAUAAUACAGUUUCCUCAGGCUUUCUUUGAAAAGCAGAUCCUUCUUUCCAUCUCUAUUCUAUUUAGGUGUUGAGGAGCACCCUUGCACAUCGUUCCUUGCAUCUCAGCAGUUUCAGAGUUGGUUUGUCUAUACCCACGAUGUGGUCCCUGUUGUUUACAAUGAGUCAUACAACAAGGCCACCCCCUCAGAAGCUGGUUAACCUAUCACCUCUUGACAAUGGGAGGCAACUUCUUUUAUAAUUCCUGCUUUACCUAUCUCUGAUUUUCUGAUUGCCUGGUACCCAUUCUUAGUCAUUCAUCCCCUCCCCGCUUGGACCCAACACCCAGGUCCCAUCUCAUUACCCCCUAGGCACUUUUCCUUUCCCAAGAGGAUAUUGCAUUUGUUUUCCUAAAAAAUACAAAAAAAAAAAAAAAUUAAAAGAGAAUUCC